AUGAAGGUAGCUGUCAUCGGCGGUGGUCCAGCUGGACUAGCUACCCUUAGAUUCCUUGCUCAUGCCCACGAGUACUUCCCCAUUCCUCCUAUCGAGGUCCGACUUUUUGAAGUUGAGUCCCAAAUCGGAGGCACUUUCUCCUAUCGCGUCUACGAAGACGCUGAGCUCGUCUCUUCAAAGUAUCUGACUGCUUUCUCCGACUUUCGUCUUCCAGACAAUGCCCCCGACUUCGUUACUCCUGAAGUCUACGUCCAGUAUCUCAAGGACUACGCCACCAACUUCUCCCUCUGGCCUAUGAUCGAGCGUAACACAAAGGCUGACAAAGUUCGUCGUGGACCUAACAACAUUGGUCAUGUCAUCUCUCUGCUCAACAAGCGUGGUGCCUUUGAUUGGGAGUGUGAUGCCGUUGCUGUCUGCAGUGGAAUCAACGUCAACCCAGUCAUGCCCUACAUCGAGGGUAUCGAACGAGUUCCCACGAUCCUUCACUCAUCCCGUCUGAAGUCUCGAGAUCAGUUUGGUGAAAACACUAAUGUGUACAUCAUGGGUGCUGGUGAGACCGGUAUGGAUCUUGCGUAUCUCGCUGUCACUUCUGGCGCAAAGACUGUGACUAUCUGCCAUCGCGAUGGAUUCUUUUGUGCACCUAGGAUCAUCCCUAUUCCCCAAGCCUUGGGACGUCCCACAUCCACUGCCAAUAAGCCUGUCGACACCUCUGUCGCCAGCUUGUUCGACACAGCCUAUGUGCAUCCAAAGCUCCAGAAGAGCCAGCUUCUCUGGAAUUACUAUGACAGCUGGAUCAAGAACAUGCAUAAAUUCAUCUCAGGCACUGAAGAGGGUCCUGAUCAGUGGGUUGGCCAGAUGAGCCCAACUCGCAAGUACAUGGAUUCAAUUCUCCUCUGCAAGUCCGACAAGGCUCUGCCAUACAUGAGCGUCGGCAAGCGAUCCCAGUCAUGGGGCAACCGUAUCCGAUCUUUCUUCAUAAAUGUCAAGAUUGAAGAUACUAAGGGCAAGAAGAUCGACGUGAUGACCUGGCCCAUGAGCAUCGAUCGAGAUGGCUGCAUGCAGUUCGACAACAAGCUUCCGAGUGAUUCGAUCCUCCCAAAGGAGCAGCUCAAGCCAGAUGUCUUGGUCUUUGCGACUGGCUACACUCGAGAUUUCCCUUUCCUGGACAACGAGUACCCAACUGUCUCUCAGACCAACAUUCGAGAGAUCUACAAAGAAGGAGAUGUGACUCUUGGCUACAUUGGAUUUGUCCGCCCUUCUAUUGGGGCAAUCCCACCUCUCGCCGAGCUACAGGCUCAGCUGUGGGUUCUUCACCUGCUCCAGCACCAGUACCCUAAGGAGGUGCCUGCGGUCCGUGACUUCAAUGCCCUCGAGUCCUACGACCUCGACUAUCGUCUUCACCCACGAGGUAACUACAGUUUCUAUGAAACCAAGCGAGCUGUUGACCAUGAGAGUUAUGCUUACCAGCUCGCUCUUGAUAUCGGUUCUGCACCCAAGGCCCUUUCGGUCAUGAAGAAGGGUUGGAAGGUGUUCUACACCUGGGCCAUGGGAUCCAACUUCAACACCAAGUUCCGAAUGGUCGGCCCCUGGAAGUGGGAGCAGGGCGCUGAGAACAUCAUGCGAAACGAGUUGUACAACAUCGUCAAGCGCUCCGACGGCUUUGUCUAUCUUGCGACCUACACUCUUGUACCUCUCAUUCUUUUCGGAAGCAUGAGCUUGGUCCUCUAUGCUUGGUACGCUAUCUGCGACUUUAUCGCCUCUCCUUUUGUAAGUUUUCUUGCCUCCCCUUGCUGCCGAGAUCUCGGUGAAGAUCGGAGUGUGGGGGCCGUGGCGGGGCUCACCGAGUAUGGCUCAUUCCCAACAAAUCUGAUCAUCAACCGUCCGUACCACUUCACAUACGAGGUCCAAGACAAGCGCGAAGGCGAGACAUUUGCGCGUCUCCGCGUCGUAUCCGCUAAAGAGCUCAAUGCCGACGACUUGGCCGACACCAGCGCCGAAGCGACAGAACCAGCCGAGGGAGACGAUGUUGUUGCAGCUGCAGAUGGAGAGGAGCUCACCCUCGUCGACGAGAGCGGAAAGGUUCUCAUCCGAUCGAAUCGCGAGAUCAUCGACGACUCGGCCCGACAGACACUCAAGCCGGAAGAGAUUGAGGAGCUCAAGCGCAAGGGCGCAUCGGCAGGCAAGGAGCUCAUCGCCAAGCUACUGCUGUCGCAUACGGCUAUUGACCAAAAGACGGCGUAUUCUCUGGCCAAGUAUAAGCUCCUCAAGACGAAAAAGUAUAUUCGACGGUUUACGGUGUUACCCCUUGACGUGCCGAUGCUAGCGCAAUGGUUGCUGGAGGAUCGCGAUGCUUCAAAGAUUCUGGAGAUGAGGCAGGAGAUGAUGGCGCUGGUCGGUUGCUGGGCUGAUGUUCACUAUGGCGGUGUUCCUACCGAGGAUGCUGGUGCUUCACAGGGCGGGAGGUGGUUGGUGGUGGAUGAUACGGGUGGCUUGCUGGUGGCAUCUUUGGCUGAGAGGAUGGACAUUCUGCAUCCCAAGCCUGAGGAGGAGAACACGGAAGAUCCCGCUGCACCAGAAGUCACAGAAACCAACACUGCCCCUACAGACGAAAUGGAUCAAGACCAGCCCCAGACAACAGAAGCAGCAGACCCCGAACAAAAGCAGGAGAAGAAGCGAUCUUCUAAGCGAAGCGACUUCAAUGUCCCCUACGUCAACAAGAACACCCUUACCCUGAUCCACGGCCAGACCCAGCCCAACCUCGCCCUUCUACGAUACUUCAACUACGACGCCGCAAACGCCAACCCCUCUCCACCCUACCACCCCCUCGACACCAACCUCAUGGAUAUUUCAUGGCUGCAGCUGCUUUCCCCCGAGGAAGACGAGGCAUACAACAACAAGCCACCCGAAGCAACACCAGAGGAAAUUGCGACAUGGAAGACGAAUCGUAGAGGGAAUUAUCACCGCAAGAGAAGAAGGUGGGCCCGUAUUCGGCAUGUGGUCGACACAACACGCGCUGGAGGGUUUUCAGGUCUCGCAGUUGCAAGCACCAUGGAUCCCAUCUCUAUUGUUCGCAGUACAGUUCCUUUACUAGCCGGUGGCGCCCCCAUCGCGAUUUACUCUCCCACCAUCGAGCCCCUGACGCAACUAGCCGAUUGCUUCAGUGUGGCGCGUCGAGCCGCAUGGGUAUCAUCGCCUCCAGCAGAGGUUGAAAGCAAAACAGCUGAAGAGCUUGAGCGCUGGGAGGGCAGCGAAGAGUUCCCCAUCAACCCUACGCUUCUGCUCGGAGUGACUAUCCAGACUAGCAGGGCACGACGAUGGCAGGUUCUUCCCGGAAGGACACAUCCUUUCAUGAUGGGUCGUGGAGGUGCAGAUGGAUUCUUAUUGACAGCGUGGAGGGCGGUGCCUGUUGAAGGUAAAAUCGAGGCGAGAGGAAGGUUCAAGAGGAGAAAGCUAGAAACCUGA
This is a messenger RNA of Fusarium oxysporum Fo47, 3462 nucleotides long. Its product is annotated as Gcd10p family-domain-containing protein. Gene Ontology annotation, biological process: tRNA methylation. Lineage: Eukaryota; Fungi; Ascomycota; Sordariomycetes; Hypocreales; Nectriaceae. The coding region runs from base 1 to 3462 and encodes 1153 amino acids. Gene Ontology annotation, molecular function: flavin adenine dinucleotide binding; N,N-dimethylaniline monooxygenase activity; NADP binding. The transcript is spliced from 7 exons. Gene Ontology annotation, cellular component: nucleus; tRNA (m1A) methyltransferase complex. The record is from RefSeq and is a predicted model, not a curated record.